This is a messenger RNA of Dictyostelium discoideum AX4, 960 nucleotides long. RefSeq lists its product as hypothetical. The transcript has a single exon. Lineage: Eukaryota; Evosea; Eumycetozoa; Dictyosteliales; Dictyosteliaceae. The record is from RefSeq and is a predicted model, not a curated record. Bases 1 to 960 code for a protein of 319 amino acids.
AUGUCCGACAAUAACAACAGUAAUAAAGAUAAUAGUCAAGAUUUAUUCUUUAAAGUAUAUAGAAAUGUUUUCUUAAAAAAUAAAAUAGAUAAUUCAUUUUUUGUAUUUAAUAAUAAAAAUAGUAGUACCAAUGUAGAUGCAUUCUUUGAAGAUGACGAAGGUCAUAAAAUUCAAAAAGAAUUUAAACAAGACAAACCUUCACCUUAUAGAAGAAAUAAAAUGAGAGUUAAUCCAUCAUUACAACAUUUAUCUUUAAAUAAUAAUAAUAAUGAUAAUAAUAAUAAUAAUAAUAAUAAUAAUAAUAAUAAUAAUAAUAAUAAUAAUAAUAAUAAUAAUAAUAAUGAAGAAAAAGAAAUUAUAUCAAAUAAAUUUGUUUUAACAAAUGAUAGUCAUAAUCAAGUUGGAUCAGUAUUUUCAAAAAUUAAAUUACCAAUGGAUUCAGAUUUAUUGAUUAAAUUUACAUUCAAAAUAUCAAAACCACAAGGAGAUAAUGUAGGUGCAGAUGGAUUUGCAUUUGUAAUUCAAAGUAUAAGUGAUACACAAUGUUCAACUCGUUAUUCUGGUGGUACAACACUUGGAUAUCAUGAUAUUGCAAAAGGUGAUGGAUGUGUUGCAGUUGAAUUUGACACAUAUAGAAAUGAAGAUGAACAAAAUGAUAAUCAUAUUUCAAUUCAAGGUACCAACAACAAAAGAGGAAAUCUUUCAUCAUCAAAUCAAUUUUCCAUAGCUUCAGCAGUACCAUCAUUUUCAAUGAAAGAUGGAUUCCAACAUAAUGUAGAAAUUAGUUUUAAUCAUAAUGAAACAAGUUUAUCAAUUUCAGUUGAUUCCGUUCAAUUAUUAAAUAAUAUUCAUGUUCCUGAUUUAGUUGGUUUAAAAAAAGCAUAUUUUGGUUUCACCAGUGCCGCAGGUUACUUUCACUCUAAACAUUCAAUUUCGUAUUGUGAAGUUUUAAAACAAUAA